AUGUCCCGAUUGCUGAUCUUAGUGUGCGCAAUUUUGUUCCUGACCCUCUGGCAGAUGUCUGAGGCGAGAGGAGGCGGCGGCGGCGGUGGCGGACAUGGCGGAGGCGGCCAUGCUGGAGGCUUUGGAGGAGGAGGUCGCGGUGGGGGCUUCGGAGGCGGACGAGGUGGAGGAUUCGGCGGACGUGGCGGAGGCUUUGGAGGCAGAGGCCCAGGCUUUGGUGGACCAAGAGGUGGAGGUUACAGAGGAGGACCUCGCCCGUAUUACGGCUAUAGGGGAUAUGGUGGUUUUGCUGGCUACGCGGGAUACGCUGGUUACGCUGGAGUUGUCCCCGUUCCCGUGCCCUACCCUGCCACCUACAGCCGGUGCUACUACGGCGACUAUUACUACAACUAUUACUACUGCUGA
This is a messenger RNA of Drosophila kikkawai, 405 nucleotides long. NCBI's taxonomy places the organism in Eukaryota, Metazoa, Arthropoda, Insecta, Diptera, Drosophilidae. The record is from RefSeq and is a predicted model, not a curated record.